This is a messenger RNA of Parascedosporium putredinis, 552 nucleotides long. The record is from the annotation of a GenBank genome assembly. NCBI's taxonomy places the organism in Eukaryota, Fungi, Ascomycota, Sordariomycetes, Microascales, Microascaceae.
AUGUUGGCGUCCUCGCCAUCGUCGAGCAGGGCAUCGGCCCGGCGUCGUCAUCAUCAAGCCGGCUCUAACGACCCCCAGAUACAGGCGCGUGACCGCGGUGAUGGCCGUGCUGCCGGCGCUGCCGCCGUGCCCGUGCCAGACGAUGCUCCCUGUUACGGCCCAAGGCCUAAAGACCGACAGUCCUCUCACUGGGGGCUCGAGUCUGUCGGCGCGUGGAGUGGGAAUCACCCAUCUGCGCCUGCCGUGCCGGAGAUUGAUGAGUUGGAUUGGGACGAGGACGCUGUCGAGGGUUGGCGCGCUGGUAGUUGUGUCCCCGCGCCGACGCCCCUAUCAUCUGCCGGCGAAGGCCAGCCCACACCAGACCAUGCAUCACCGAUGCCUUACACCACGGAAUUCCACUUGUUCCCGGACGAUCGAGGAAUACAUGGGGAGAGAAUUAAUGAGAAUUGGGUUAUGACUAGCUGGUCUAAGACUGAGCGACAAUUGAGCGAGGCGAAGGAAUACAUUGCCAAAGUGAAGGCGGCGGGUCACCGACGUCCGGUCCCUGAGUAG